Messenger RNA from Exophiala viscosa, 1046 nucleotides. Its product is annotated as acetoin reductase. Lineage: Eukaryota; Fungi; Ascomycota; Eurotiomycetes; Chaetothyriales; Herpotrichiellaceae. The record is from RefSeq and is a predicted model, not a curated record. The coding region runs from base 157 to 933 and encodes 258 amino acids. The transcript is spliced from 3 exons. Gene Ontology annotation, molecular function: oxidoreductase activity.
UGGUAUCGUCCCGAGGCUUAAUGGAUACGGGAACUGCUCGACAACCUACAAUGAACACUGAAUCCUGUUUUGGUACAUUGUGACAUUGUCAAGACUAGCAACGUCUAUCAGGCGUCAGGAAGCAACUUGAAACACAAGGACCCUAUACCACCCGGUAUGACUAUAGCCCUCGUUACGGGAGCCUCGCGAGGGAUCGGAAAAGCCAUCGCUCUGCAACUAGCAGAUGAUGGCAUGGACGUGGCGGUCAACGACAUUCAGACGCAGCUGGAGGACCUCGAGGCAGUGAAGACCGCCAUAGAACAGAAAGGACGACGUUCAAUUUGUGUUGUUGCCGAUGUCAGCAAAGAAGACGAAGUCAUCAACAUGGUCGAAUCUACGGUCAAGCAGCUCGGAGAACUCAAUGUCAUGAUCGCCAACGCCGGUAUCAUCGUGGCCAAAACCAUGUUUGAAAUCAGUGUCGAGGAGUGGGACCGAGUCCAGGCGGUCAACGUUCGAGGAGCAUUCCUCUGCUAUCGCGAAGCGGGGAGACAGAUGAUCAAGCAAGGAAAAGGGGGCAAGAUCGUGGGGGCCUGCUCAACGGCAGGACACAGACCGUCUGGCAAUACAUUCGCGUAUGGAGUGAGUAAAUGGGCAGUUCGAGGCUUGACGCAAUCUGCCGCUCUGGAGCUGGCGAAGCAUGAUAUCAAUGUCAACGCCUAUUGUCCUGGCCCAGUCGAUACAGCGAUGUGGGGAGAAAUUGACGCGAGCAUACAACGACGGGAGGGUCUCGCUCCACGGGUUGCCUUUGAACAAUCUAUCCAGUCGAGGGUCGCAUUGAAAAGAGCAUCGGAACCAGAAGAUAUCGCUGGCUUGGUCAGUUUCCUCGCCAGCCCGAAAUCUCGAAACAUCACAGGCCAGAGUAUUCUUGUAGACGGAGGUAUUUCGUUCUCCUGAGUUUAACUAAGGCAAUAGCUCGCCUCAGGUCAGCCGUACCAGUGGCAGCAUGGCACUGUCAUUUGUGCCCUCCGUGGCGCAUUUAUGUAGCUCAAAUUUCAGACAUCUAUUGG